Verticillium nonalfalfae is the source of this 1008-nucleotide messenger RNA. RefSeq lists its product as uncharacterized. Bases 1 to 1008 code for a protein of 335 amino acids. Gene Ontology annotation, biological process: regulation of cyclin-dependent protein serine/threonine kinase activity. The record is from RefSeq and is a predicted model, not a curated record. Lineage: Eukaryota; Fungi; Ascomycota; Sordariomycetes; Glomerellales; Plectosphaerellaceae. Gene Ontology annotation, cellular component: cyclin-dependent protein kinase holoenzyme complex; nucleus. The transcript has a single exon. Gene Ontology annotation, molecular function: cyclin-dependent protein serine/threonine kinase regulator activity; protein kinase binding.
AUGUCCUCCCACGGUGAUGCGGUCCCCGAAGCAUCGUGCGACUCUGGUUCGAGCGAUGUCCCCGAGCUCCCUCCCCCGCCGAACCCUGCCUCCGAUCCCAGUCUUCUGACGGGCGACCACGAGGAUGACAAUCCACGAUCGCCGCCACCGCUACACGAUGAUAUAUUCAAAAUCUCCCCGAGAUCAGCUAUGAGGCUGCUUAGUUCGGGCGUCGAGGCUCUAACACGCAUAACUGGCGAUAUUCCGCCUACCCCACCCCCCACGAGUCCGACUCUGCCUCACAUGCGAGGUAUUCAGUUCGAAAAAGACAGCAUCAUACGGUCGAAUUCGGAGAAGAAUCUUCUACGCAUGCGCCAGCAGGCCGAGGCUGCUGCCCUUGCGGCUCGUGAAGAGACUUCGGCGCCGCAGCCGAUUGACGGUGUUCACCUUCGACCAAGCUCCACUCCAUCGCCCCACGGCCAGCAGCAGCAUGAGCCGUACAUCAUAAUCGGCGAGAAUUCACAGCCAUUGAACCUCCAGCACGGCGCCAUUACGCGAAAGUUCUACUCCAAAAAACCGCCACCGAUCAGCAUCGAGGACUAUCUUGCUCGAUUACACCGGUUUUGCCCCAUGAGUACCGCGGUGUACCUGGCUACAAGCCUGUAUAUUCAUCGCCUCGCGGUCGAUGAACGAGCGAUACCUGUGACACGUAGGAAUUGUCACAGGUUAGUUCUCGCGGGAUUACGCGUCGCCAUGAAGGCGCUCGAAGACCUCAGCUAUGCGCACGGCAAGAUGGCCAAGGUUGGUGGCGUCAGCGAAGUUGAAUUGGCCCGAUUGGAAAUCAGCUUCUGCUUUCUGGCCAAUUUCGAACUCGUUGUCAGAGAGGACGCGUUACAGAAGCACGCCGAUGUGCUCCGAGAGGGAACAUCGUUCCAUGUCCUCCGCCAGGGCGUUCCGACCCUGACGCUCAACCGAAGGCCCAAGGAAAGAAUACUCACUGCCGAGGGCAAAGAGAAUGAAGCAAAGUAA